Brettanomyces nanus is the source of this 2076-nucleotide messenger RNA. RefSeq lists its product as uncharacterized. Bases 1 to 2076 code for a protein of 691 amino acids. The record is from RefSeq and is a predicted model, not a curated record. Lineage: Eukaryota; Fungi; Ascomycota; Pichiomycetes; Pichiales; Pichiaceae. Gene Ontology annotation, molecular function: metalloaminopeptidase activity. The transcript has a single exon.
AUGACUAUCAGUCGGUCGGAGUCUCAUUCUCACCGAAGUUCAUCUAUUUAUAGCGGUUCUGUUGCAGGAGGUUCUCCUCAAAGGCGUACUAUAUCCUCUUCAGGCCUUAACACGCCGCUCAGUCCAGGUUCUCCUACCAGAACUGGCAGUUCUGAAGUUGGCAGCCCUGCCAUUGAAGCCAACACUUCUUUGCGUUUAGAAAGGCUUAGAAAGGAGAUGAAGGCCCGCGACUUAGGAGUAUACGUUGUUCCAUCCGAGGAUGCCCACCAGUCUGAGUAUACUUCCCCUGUUGAUCAGAGACGUGCCUUUAUCAGUGGAUUUAGUGGAUCGGCAGGUGUGGCUGUCAUUACCCGUGACGUCACAUGCAUGAACGACAUUCCUGAGGGACUUGGUGCCUUGUCUACAGAUGGUCGAUACUUUACACAGGCAGCUAGUGAAUUGGAUGCUAACUGGCAUCUAUUGAAACAGGGUGUCGAAGGAGAACCAACAUGGCAAGAAUGGGCUAUUAAAGAAGCCAUUCAAAUGUCUUUAGAUUCUGGAAAAGAGGUUCAUAUUGGAUUCGAUCCUAGGAUGAUCACCUAUGCAGACAUUGAAGGUGCUGAGAAGUUAUUGAAAGAAAGCAUUUCAUCCCACCCAAAUUCCGUUGUCAAACUCGUUCCGGUGAGAGAUAACCUAAUUGAUAUACUUUGGCCGGAAUUCGAAAAAAGACCUCAGCGUGAGUUCAAAUCGGUGCUGUAUUUGAAACCUGAAUAUACUGGAGAGGGCACAAACUGCAAGUUCGCUCGAUUACGUGAAAAACAUUUGACGGAAUACGGCUCAGAUACAAUGGUUUUGAAUGCAUUGGAUGAAAUUGCUUGGUUUUUAAACAUGAGAGGCACAGACAUUGAGUUCAAUCCUUUGUUCUACAGUUAUUUGAUGAUUCAAGGAGACAGAAUGACUCUUUACACAGACAACCAUGAGAGAUUUGAUGAGUACCAAGAUUAUUUGGCUUCUAUUCAGUGCGAAUUGAAAUAUUAUGAUGAUGUUUGGUCUGACAUUAAAAACGUGGCUUCUGAAUUGAAUAAGAAACAUCGUAAUGUUAUUCUGACAAGAUCUGGCUCUUGGAGGAUGGUGAACUGCAUUGUAGACGAGAAUUUCAUCAUUGUACAAUCUCCAAUUCAGGGGAUGAAGGAGGUCAAGAACAGGGUGGAAUUACAGGGCCAAAAGAAAGCUCAGAUUAAAGACGGCCUUGCACUUAUUCGGUAUUUUUCAUGGUUGGAGAAGAAGUUAACACAGGAUAACGAUUUCAUCAACGAGUACGAUGCCGGCUUGAAACUUCUAGAAUUCCGGUCCAAACUAGACAACUUUAAGGGGCUUUCAUUUGAAACCAUUUCCUCUACGGGAUCUAACGGUGCCAUUAUUCAUUAUGCACCAAAAUCUGAGGAAAGCUCUUUAAUCAACCCAAACAAAUUGUAUCUAUGCGAUUCUGGCUCCCAGUUCCUUGAAGGUACCACGGAUACAACUAGAACGUUACAUUUUGGCCAACCAUCGCAAGAAGAAAUAGACAAUUAUACCUUAGUGCUCAAGGGACAGAUUGCUUUAGCUGAAUUGAAGUUCCCUGAAGGAUUGACUGGAUUGCAAAUCGAUUGUAUUGCCAGACAGUUCCUAUGGGCUAAUGGACUUGAUUAUGCACACGGUACAGGCCAUGGCGUGGAUUCAUAUGGACCCGUUCAUUCAAUGGGAGUUGGCAUUGGAUUCCGUGCCUACUGUAACGACAAUACGGUGAAGGCAGGACAUUUGAUAUCGGAUGAACCAGGCUACUACAAACCAGGAUAUUAUGGUAUCCGACUAGAGAACAUGGUUUUUUGCGAGUAUGACGAUGAUCCAAAGACUUUCAACGGUAAAAGAUUCCUCAAGUUUCGAACAGUGACCAAAGUUCCAUAUUGUAGGAGAUUGAUCAAUGUGAAGAUGUUGACAGAGAAGGAGAAAGAAUGGAUCAACAACUUUCAUAGAGACAUUUGGGAUUUGUAUCGUAACAAGCUCAGUAGGAGAAGCUGGGAAUACCAAUGGUUGAAGAGAGAAACAAAUACUAUCUAA